This is a messenger RNA of Hirsutella rhossiliensis, 765 nucleotides long. RefSeq names its product ribonuclease-III-like domain-containing protein. Gene Ontology annotation, biological process: mitochondrial translation; RNA processing. NCBI's taxonomy places the organism in Eukaryota, Fungi, Ascomycota, Sordariomycetes, Hypocreales, Ophiocordycipitaceae. The record is from RefSeq and is a predicted model, not a curated record. The transcript has 3 exons. Gene Ontology annotation, molecular function: ribonuclease III activity; structural constituent of ribosome. Gene Ontology annotation, cellular component: mitochondrial large ribosomal subunit. Bases 1 to 765 code for a protein of 254 amino acids.
AUGGCGCUCCCGCCCUGCCGCGCCACCCUCGCAGCGGGCCGGCACGCGGCGCGAAACACUACGACGCUGUGUCUACGGUCUCUGUCCACAGCCGAAUCUUCCUACAAGACGGCCAAUACGAUGCCCCAGGACGGCUCCGGCUCUGUCGGGCGGUGGAACCAAACGCCCCCCGCGAUGAGGGCUCCGAUGCGCAUGAACUUUGCAAAGCACGAGCACAACCGGGUCUGGAUCGUCAACAAGGACCCCAAGCGCCUCGACGACAUGUACGAUCGCCUGCUCGGGCCUGGUGGCUGCGAAAUGUUGCCCGACGAGCUCAAGUGGCUGGCUGUCACCCAUAAGAGCUUCGACUAUGGCCGCCGCGGCUUCAACGACCGCCUCGCCCUCUUGGGCCGGUUGACGCUCAUCAUGGAGGCGACAAAGGACAUUGUCAGCAAGCCGCCGCUCGCCAAACAGACCGCCCCAGACGCGAAUGCCAAACUGCCGACCCAGCAAUCGCGACUGGACGCUGUCGACAAUCUCUCCCAUACGGGCCCCAAGGACCUAGCCAGCGUGGACAAGCUGUAUAAGCUGGCCACCAAGAUGGGAAUCCUGAGCGUGAUGCGGUGGAAGCCUCGCCUAACCCAAGAACUGGAGCAAUCCGGUGUCCAGACCGUCCUUGGCGGCGCCUUGCUGGCCAUCAUCGGCGCAGUAGUGUUGCAGCACGGAUCUGUCGUGGCGUCCAAAAUCGUGAGAGAGCGGAUACUGGCCAGGCUAGCCAGAUUAUAA